CCUCAGAUCUUCCCGUCCAUUACGCCACCUCUCCACCUAAACCAAACCGUACCGAACCUUGCCAUUUUGCAACUCACACCUCGCCGACCACGUAUUUACUAUAACCCGCCUUACCGUUGAGGCCUUUACUCUCCUUUUUUGCGCCUAGCCCCCUACAAAGUUUCCACAUCUUGCGUCUGUGACCUUCACCGGAGUUGCCAUAUGAAUGGUCAAACUACGAUGGGGCUCGCCGCAGCCGCAGCCGCCGCCGUGAGGCCGUGCCGCCGCCGCCUACUCUCGUCCGUCUCAGCCGGGGGCGCGAAGGCAUCCGUGACCCCGCUCUUCCCGAGACGCCCCCACCCGCAGCACCACCACCACGGCCGCCGCCUCCCCUUCCUCGCCUCGGCGGCGUCGCAGACCUCGCACUCCGACCCGAGCUCCACCCCAACAACCACCCCCACCCCUGUAAACUCCGAUCCCCGCUCCGCCGUCGCCGGGAACCUCCCUUUCUUUGACCGCGUGCUCUUCCCGGGCUCCUUCCCUCCUGUCGAGACCCCGCCUGUGGAGGAGCCGGCGCCGCCGACCGAUGAGGGUCUGGCUUCGCCGGUGAGGGAGGAGUCGGAGACGGAGAGGGAGGCCUGGAGGCUACUGAGGAGGGCGGUGGUGAGCUACUGCGGCGAACCGGUGGGCACGGUGGCGGCGGAGGACCCCGAGUGCACGGAGGUGGCCAACUACGACCAGGUCUUCAUCAGGGACUUCGUCCCCUCCGCGCUCGCCUUCCUCAUGCGCGGAGAGACUGAAAUCGUCCGCAAUUUCCUCCUCCACACCUUGCAGCUGCAGAGCUGGGAGAAAACUGUUGACUGUUACAGCCCUGGGCAAGGCUUGAUGCCAGCCAGCUUUAAGAUUAGGACUGUUCCUCUUGACGAAAACAACGAAGCAUUUGAGGAGGUUUUGGACCCUGACUUUGGUGAAUCCGCUAUUGGCCGUGUAGCUCCAGUUGAUUCUGGACUUUGGUGGAUUAUCUUACUCAGAGCAUACUGCAAGAUUACAGGGGACUAUUCUUUGCAAGAAAGAGUGGAUGUCCAAACCGGCAUUAAACUGAUCUUGAGUUUGUGUUUGACUGACGGGUUUGACAUGUUUCCAACUUUACUGGUCACAGACGGAUCAUGCAUGAUAGACAGGAGGAUGGGAAUACAUGGACACCCUCUUGAGAUUCAAGCUCUGUUCUAUUCUGCUCUAAGAUGCUCAAGAGAAAUGAUUACUGUGAAUGAUGGCUCAAAACACCUACUCCGUGCCAUCAACAACAGGCUCAGUGCAUUGUCUUUUCACAUUAGGGAAUACUACUGGGUUGAUAUGAAGAAGAUAAAUGAGAUCUACCGAUACAAGACAGAAGAAUACUCACAUGAUGCAACUAACAAAUUCAACAUUUAUCCUGAGCAAAUCCCUUCCUGGCUUGUUGAUUGGAUUCCUGAGGAAGGGGGUUAUCUUAUUGGAAACCUGCAGCCAGCCCACAUGGAUUUCAGGUUCUUCUCUCUUGGCAAUCUUUGGGCCAUAUCUUCAUCUCUAACCACUCCAACACAAGCUGAGGGAAUACUUAGCCUCAUUGAAGAGAAAUGGGAUGAUCUUGUAGCGAACAUGCCCCUCAAGAUCUGUUACCCUGCAAUGGAAGAUAAUGAAUGGCGCAUUGUUACUGGCAGUGACCCUAAGAACACCCCAUGGUCAUAUCAUAAUGGUGGAUCUUGGCCAACCCUACUGUGGCAGUUUACACUGGCCUGUAUCAAAAUGGGGAGACCAGAGUUGGCCAGGAGGGCCGUUGCGGUGGCUGAGGAGCAGCUCUCAGCUGACAAGUGGCCGGAAUACUAUGACACCCGAUCUGGAAGAUUCGUGGGGAAGCAAUCACGGUCAUAUCAGACGUGGACUAUUGCUGGUUUUCUGACCUCCAAGAUGUUGCUGGAAAACCCAGAGUUGGCCUCUAUUCUGACCUGUGAUGAGGAUCUUGAGCUCCUUGAAGGCUGUGCUUGCUGCCUCUCGAAGAGGACUAGGUGCUCACGCCGUGUGACCAAAGAAGACAUUGUCGAGUAAAACAGCAGAGUGCCUUUUAUUCUUGCUACUCUGCACACCUGAUGUAUACUAUCGACUGAGAAUUAACUGAGGCGGACACACUCCAGCGGUGUACAUUAUAGGUUUACGGUAGAUAUCUAUCCAUUCAUUUCCUCAAUGUAUGCUCAUUCUUUUUUGCUGAGCUGCCAUUGAUGGGAACUAGCCUGGGUGAUACAGUGGUCAAAGAAAGCACCACCCAUUUAUGUUUGAGCUUUUAUGUACCCAAAAAGGAAUUUGUUCUUGUACUUGGACACCAGCUGCUCCUGAUUCGGAGCGCUGCAAAGCCCUAACCAUUGUAUCUCUUGUCGGUAUUUAAUCCGUAUGUUGUGCGAACUUAAAUGAGGCUGUCCUGUUCUUGUCAUGAAUAAUAAUACUAUUGUUAUCUA
Messenger RNA from Brachypodium distachyon (stiff brome), 2465 nucleotides. RefSeq names its product neutral/alkaline invertase 1, mitochondrial. The transcript has 6 exons. Gene Ontology annotation, molecular function: endo-alpha-N-acetylgalactosaminidase activity; sucrose alpha-glucosidase activity. The record is from RefSeq and is a predicted model, not a curated record. Gene Ontology annotation, cellular component: mitochondrion. The coding region runs from base 202 to 2061 and encodes 619 amino acids. Gene Ontology annotation, biological process: sucrose catabolic process. Lineage: Eukaryota; Viridiplantae; Streptophyta; Magnoliopsida; Poales; Poaceae.